Diversispora eburnea is the source of this 648-nucleotide messenger RNA. Lineage: Eukaryota; Fungi; Glomeromycota; Glomeromycetes; Diversisporales; Diversisporaceae. The record is from the annotation of a GenBank genome assembly.
AUGAAUUCGAACAGUGAUUCUUGGAACAUUCUAAGCAAUGAUGAGAACUCCAGUCUUUUGUUAGUAGAAUACCCAGGUAUUGAAGGACUUACUUUUUUCCAAAAGGGGGAGGUGCCAAAAGAGGUGACCGCUUUGACUAUUUUAUGCGUUCACACUCAUAACGGUGACGGAAAUCCUUCCAUCGUUACAGAACAAGAAGCUUUUUCCAUAUCACCGGUUGACAAUCCGAUUUAUUAUAACAUAGCACCAAGUGAUACGGUUAUAACAGGAUCUGAAGUACAAGACUCAACUAAUUUUUCCGUAUCGUUAACAGACAAUACAUUAUCACCAGUAAUAAAUAACACUAUUAGACUCCGUAAACGACCAAGACAAGAAUCUAACAAUGAUGAUAAUUCCGAUGAGAAGCGACGAAAAUUUCUCGAAAGAAACCGGAUAGCUGCAUCAAAAUGUCGUCAAAAGAAAAAAGCUGCUAUGGAAGAUCUUAUGAGUAAAUCCGAUUCUUUAGAAACUGAUAACAAUUUACUUAAAACCCGGGUUAACGAACUUCGAGAAGAAUUAUUAUCUUUGAAAGAUCAAUUACUCCGCCACGAGAAUUGUUCAUGUAACAUAAUCCAAGAAUACAUAGUAAAGUAUUAUCGACAGCAAUAA